Girardinichthys multiradiatus is the source of this 1086-nucleotide messenger RNA. RefSeq names its product transcription factor HES-2-like. Gene Ontology annotation, molecular function: protein dimerization activity; RNA polymerase II cis-regulatory region sequence-specific DNA binding; DNA-binding transcription factor activity, RNA polymerase II-specific. NCBI's taxonomy places the organism in Eukaryota, Metazoa, Chordata, Actinopteri, Cyprinodontiformes, Goodeidae. The record is from RefSeq and is a predicted model, not a curated record. The transcript has 3 exons. Bases 43 to 648 code for a protein of 201 amino acids. Gene Ontology annotation, biological process: regulation of neurogenesis; anterior/posterior pattern specification; regulation of transcription by RNA polymerase II. Gene Ontology annotation, cellular component: nucleus.
CAAGAGAAAGUACAAAAAAGCACAACUGCACCUGCGAACGAAAUGAGUCCGAGCAACACUGCUGAGGCCGGUCAGCCUCUUCCUGCUUGCUCCACAGUGGCCCAGAGAAAACAAGCCCACGAACUCAGAAAGACUUUGAAGCCCUUGCUGGAGAAGAGAAGACGCGCUCGCAUUAAUGAAAGUCUGAAUCACUUGAAGAGCCUGAUUUUACCUCUUGUUGGCAAAGACAACGCACGUUACUCCAAACUUGAGAAAGCCGAUAUUCUGGAGAUGACCGUACGCUUCAUCAGAGAUCUUCCUUCCUCCCCCGUCAAAGACUCUACAGACAGUUACAGAGAAGGCUACAAAGCCUGCCUCCAGCGGGUCUCCGCUCUGCUGCCCAAAACCAACCUGGACCAGGACGCGUGCCGGCGGGUGCACGACUUCAUCCAGCAGACCAUGUCAGCCACAGUCACACCGACCUGCCUGAACUGUUGCACCCAUAGCCCCAGGACUCUCCCUCAGAUCCAACAGAGGCUCUUAAGCCUCAAAUCCAGCUUUAGCUCCAGGCCUGAGAGCCAAUCCUACAUCGGCCUGGGUGCCCGGGCUCCCAGCCGAUCCCAGGCCCUCCAGCAUCCGGUCGGCGCUGACAUGUGGAGGCCUUGGUAGAACUGAUGGACGUCCAUCUCAUCUUUGUCUGUUUAUAUGUAUAUUAUCUGUAUUCUAUCGUUGUUUAAGCAAUGAAGACCUGAUGAAAUUGCUACAGAGGAUGUUAAUUUUGUUUUUGACGCGUGUUGCGUUUAUUACAUGAAGGCAGGAGCACAGAUCGCAAACAAACUGAAGUCUAUGAACGUUUUAGAAUGCAAUCCUCUUUGGGGUUUCAAAGAGACGAGUUGUAGACAACACUUUUGUAAAACCCCAAGGGUUAUUUAAUUGGAGGGUUGCACUGUGGACUCAAAGCUAUUUUGGUCUGUGCAACAGAACAGUCUGUAAACACUAUGUGUUCUACCUGAAUAUUUAUUUUUCAUUUCUGACAUGUAAAACAACUUUUUUCUUGACAUUUGUGAUGUUUUUUCAUUGUAAAAAGAUUGGAAAUAAAUGUACGCU